This is a messenger RNA of Echinostoma caproni, 753 nucleotides long. The record is from the annotation of a GenBank genome assembly. Lineage: Eukaryota; Metazoa; Platyhelminthes; Trematoda; Plagiorchiida; Echinostomatidae.
AUGCACGCGUUUUGUUUCUUUCUAGUUGCACUAUCCCCUUACGCCCUAAUCGAGGCUAUUGGUGCGGGUCAACUGGAUGCGUUCGAACCAAAAAUUAUUGAGGCCACCAUGAGCCAAAAAAAUCAACUUUAUGUAGAGAUAUCCGCGGAAACGACACAAUGGAAUCCGUCUAUUGAAAUUCUAUGGAAUCGGAAGGGCAAAAUUUUACAACGCUUCUCAGUCAGUCCGGGUAAAUCGCUGUUUGCGAUCACAUCACCAUGCCCCGGAUGUCGUCUGUUGAUACGCUACCAUAACGAAAUUAUUGCAGUCUUAUCGCCAAUGAUCGAACCCAACAGAACGUUGUCAGGUUCAAAACAACCGACAGUUAUGAAGUGCACCAAGUACGGACCGUUCGUUUACAUUGUAAUCAAAAAAGAGCAAUCUGCUCUCAGCCCCUUGUACGAAGGCUUUUUGUUUGAAAAUCGUUCGGGAUCGGCCCGUGGGAAAUGGUACGGCUACUAUGGUCGGAUUGAAGUUUCCUCUUGUGACAACUGUGUACUGUAUGUGCGUGAGUUACUUUCAGACGGAACAUAUUCGGCAUUCAGUACAGAAUACCGAGUCACGGUGCCAGCGACAAACAUUGAGUUGGACACUAAGGCAUCGCGGUCUGGCGGAUCACAGUCGAAUCUUAUUGUCGUAUUCUUCCCGUGUAAUGGUCUUCAACCGCCAAAACCGGUGCAUCUAUCUGAAAUAUUUUGUUUGGAGUCAAGAUGA